Pelodiscus sinensis (Chinese soft-shelled turtle) is the source of this 2960-nucleotide messenger RNA. The record is from RefSeq and is a predicted model, not a curated record. NCBI's taxonomy places the organism in Eukaryota, Metazoa, Chordata, Testudines, Trionychidae.
CUUUAAUCCCCCACUCCCAUAACCUUGUCUCUGUGGUAGCAAACUUGACUGGCCAUGAAGAGAAAGUUGGCAUGGAGAACUUUGAACUGCUCAAGGUGCUGGGGACUGGAGCCUACGGGAAAGUGUUCCUGGUGCGCAAGGUGACAGGCCACGACAUGGGGAAACUGUACGCCAUGAAAGUGCUGCGUAAGGCUGCCAUCGUGCAAAAGGCCAAGACCACGGAGCACACACGCACGGAGCGGGCUGUGCUGGAGCAUGUGCGGGCAUCGCCCUUCCUAGUGACCCUGCACUAUGCCUUCCAAACCGGCUCCAAGCUGCACCUUAUCCUGGACUACGUGAGUGGGGGGGAGCUCUUCACCCAUCUCUACCAGCGGGAUCAUUUCACGGAGGAUGAGGUGCGAAUCUACGCAGGGGAGAUCGUGCUGGCGCUGGAACAUCUGCACAAGCUGGGCAUCAUCUACCGUGAUGUGAAGCUGGAGAACAUCCUGCUGGACAGUGAGGGGCACGUGGUGCUCACUGACUUCGGCCUCAGCAAGGAGUUCCUCGCCGAGGAGAAAGAUCGCACCUUCUCCUUCUGUGGCACCAUCGAGUACAUGGCCCCUGAGAUCAUCCGCAGCAAGUCAGGGCAUGGCAAGUCAGUGGAUUGGUGGAGCCUGGGGAUUCUGAUUUUUGAGCUGCUGACGGGGGCCUCGCCCUUCACACUGGAGGGGGAGAAGAAUACGCAGGCUGAGGUGUCCAGGCGCAUCCUCAAGUGCCAACCCCCAUUCCCAACUGUCAUUGGCCCCGUUGCCCGCGACCUGCUGCAGAAGCUGCUGUGCAAGGACCCCAAGAAACGCCUGGGCUCGGGGCCCAAUGGGGCACAGGACAUCAAGGAGCAUCCCUUCUUCAAGGGCUUGGACUGGGUGGAGCUGGCCGCACGGCAGGUGAAGGCCCCGUUCAAACCCAUCGUCCGCAGCGAGCUGGAUGUUCGCAACUUUGCUGAGGAGUUCACCCGUCUGGAGCCCGUGUACUCGCCUGCUGGGACCCCCCCCAAUCUGGACCGCGUCUUCCAGGGCUACUCCUUCAUUGCUCCCUCCAUUCUCUUCAACCACAACGCCGUCACCACAGACGUGCUGGAGCUGGCGCUGAGUGGGGAGCGCCCGGGCAGUACUGCUGUGGCACGCAGUGCCAUGAUGAAGGACUCUCCAUUCUUCCAGCUCUACGACAUGGACCUGAAGGAGGCAGCGCUGGGUGAGGGCAGCUUCUCCGUGUGUCGCCGAUGCCAGCAGCGCCAGGGUGGUACCGAGUUCGCUGUCAAGAUCAUCAGCAAGAGGAUGGAGGUGAACACCCAGCGAGAGGUGAUGGCCUUGCAGCUGUGUGAGUCUCACCCCAACAUCGUCAAACUACAUGAGGUGCAUCAUGACCAGUACCACACGUACUUGGUGAUGGAGCUGCUGCGGGGGGGUGAGCUCCUUGAUCGUAUCAAGAAAAAGCAGCAUUUCAGCGAGUCAGAGGCCAGUCAGAUCAUGCGCAGCCUGGUGUCAGCCGUCAGCUUCAUGCAUGAUGUCGGUGUGGUGCAUCGGGACCUCAAACCAGAGAACAUUCUGUAUGCUGACGAGUCAGAGGGUGCCCCAGUGAAGGUGAUUGACUUUGGCUUUGCCCGCCUGCGCCCCUCGGACUCGCAGCCCAUGCAGACGCCUUGUUUCACGCUGCAAUACGCCGCCCCCGAGCUCUUCGCUGAUGAGGGCUAUGACGAGUCCUGUGACCUCUGGAGCCUUGGUGUCAUCCUGUACACCAUGCUGUCCGGACAGGUGCCUUUCCAGAGCAGCCAGGAGGGCGGUGCACUGACCCACGCAGCUGAGAUCAUGCACAAGAUCAAGGAGGGACAGUUCUCACUGGAGGGCGAGGCCUGGAGGGGAGUCUCCGAGGAGGCCAAAGAGCUAGUCAGAGGGCUGCUGACUGUGGACCCUUCCAAGCGACUGAAGAUGUCAACGCUGCGCUACAGCGAGUGGCUGCAGGAUGGCAGUGCCCUCUCCUCCACCCCACUCAUGACCCCUGACAUCCUGGAGUCCUCAGGACCCGCUGUGCGCUCAGGGGUCAAUGCCGCCUUCAUGGUGAGAGGGUGUGUGGUGCCUGGCAUGAGGGAGCUGGCCUGGUGGCAGAAGGGAAAGUGGGCUGAUGCAGGCCUUCAACAAGGGCAAGCGCGAGGGCUUUUUCCUGAAAAGCGUGGAGAAUGCACCCCUGGCCAAGCGCCGCAAGCUCAAGAUGUCAAGCACGGGGGCCGAGGCCCGGCGCAGCUCCUCCUCCUCCUCCUCCGGCUCCUCCUCAGCACCCCCUGCCCGGCACCCCCGCUCCAAACCACCUGGCCGCCGCCACAAUCCCCCCUUGUAGCGCCUGUAGGACAGGGAGGGGGAGCUAUUUAUUUUCUCUAUUGCUUGUGGGGGAGAAUGCAGGUGGGUGUCUCAUUUGGGGUUUUUUAGGGGGGAUGAGGAUUCUGCCCUCCAUGUGGACAUAUGUUUUUCAUUCAUCUUGUUUUUCCUUUUUUUAAGUUUGAUUUAAAACUGGGGGUUGUCCUGUGUACGUAUGGGAGUCAUGGGGGAUUGUUUCAGUGUGACAGAAAUUUGAAGUCCUCCAGGAGCUAAAGUGAGGGUGGUCUUUGGGUUGACAGGUAAGUGGGACAGCCCUGGGUGAUUGUGAGUGGUGUUCUGUGGGGCAGGUGUGGGGAUCAUGGGGUUAUAGGGCAAGGAGAUGUCUCGAGUAGAUGCAUAUGCCUGGGAGCAGUUCUGAGGCAUGGCUUCCAGGUGAGACCAGGGUCUAUCUCUGCCCCCUAUACUUUAGGGUUGUCCCAGUCCACCCAUACAGGGGAAGGAGCAGCUGUUCUUUACUGGGGAAGGGAGAUCCAGUGUGUACUGCUACCACCACCACCACCUAAAAUCUGAGGGCAGGUCCUUUCAGUCAAGACUCUGGGGCUGGAAUGAGGA